Vitis riparia (riverbank grape) is the source of this 1065-nucleotide messenger RNA. RefSeq names its product transcription factor MYB20-like. The coding region runs from base 95 to 997 and encodes 300 amino acids. The transcript has 3 exons. Lineage: Eukaryota; Viridiplantae; Streptophyta; Magnoliopsida; Vitales; Vitaceae. The record is from RefSeq and is a predicted model, not a curated record.
UGAUGGUGGUGGUGUUUAUUCUUUUAAGUUAGUGGUUAUAUAUCCCUGAAAACCCCUCUCCCUCACUGUUUGUUGUUCAAAGUUUUGAUUGGAGAUGGGAAGGCAACCUUGCUGUGAUAAAGUUGGGUUGAAGAAGGGACCAUGGACGGCUGAAGAGGACAAGAAGCUCAUCAACUUCAUUCUCACCAAUGGCCAAUGCUGUUGGAGAGCUGUUCCUAAGCUUGCAGGACUGUUAAGGUGUGGGAAGAGUUGCAGGCUAAGAUGGACAAACUAUCUGAGGCCAGACUUGAAAAGAGGUCUGUUGUCAGAUUUUGAAGAGCAGAUGGUUAUUGAUCUCCAUGCUCAACUCGGCAACAGAUGGUCCAAGAUUGCUUCUCAUCUACCAGGAAGAACCGAUAACGAAAUCAAGAACCAUUGGAAUACCCACAUCAAGAAAAAGCUUAAAAAGAUGGGUAUUGAUCCUCUGACCCACAAGCCAUUAAUCCCCGCUGCAACUGCCCAACCUCAACAACAGCAAUGCCAACAAAAAGAAGAAGAACGUUCUGUGACUAGCAGUACUGAUCUUGAAAUGGAAAAAACCAACGAAUCUGAGACACCAUUAGAAUCAUCAAUUGUUGAGAGCAAAGAAGAAGACAAGAGCAUGUCAAGCCCGCUUGAGAACUCCAUGGAAAUCAUGAAUGGCUUCUGUACAGAUGAAGUUCCAUUGAUUCAACCCCAUGAGAUUCUGGUUCCAUGUGAUCCCACUUCAUCAACUUCUUCAUCCUCAUCUUCUUCUUCAUCUGCUUCGUCCAUGAUCCUUGAAGACUUGCAGUUUCUCGAUUUUGACUGGCAUUGCGACUACAACGACGAUUUGGGCUUCUGGGAUGAUGCCUUCACUAGUUGGGAUUUGUUUAUUGACGAUGAUGGUGACAGAAAGCUUACUCUUGACCCUCCCGUCCCCCACUAUCAAAGACUGCCUGUGGAUCCAGAAUCUCGUUAUUCUGAGCAGCUCUUGUGAUUUCAAAAUUUUUGUCCUUGUAAUUUGCUUGGUAGUUGUUUAAAGAGAAACAAUAAAGAAAAAAAAAA